UUGGCCGCGAUAGUCUGUCGCCAUAACAACGCUUUGUUGACAAGUGAUACCUGCUGGAGAAGCGAAAUGAAACUCAAACGAUUCCUUCUCAGAUAUUAUCCACCAGGUAUCAUCCUGGAAUAUGAGAAAGGAGGAGCUCUGAAGACUAAAUCCAUUGAUCUGUUGGAUUUGUCUCCGGAGACAGACACCGAGGAGUUAAUAUCAGAGAUCAGGAAAUCGGAGCCACUGAUCACAGCAUCACGCGUCGACCAAGUCAAACUCUUGAUCCUCAGACUGCAGGAGAAACUGGGUCAGCAGGACAACCGCAGAUUCUACCUCUUCAAGGCGCUGCAGGCGCACAUACUGCCACUGACAAACGUUGCCUUCAAUAAAUCAGGCUCGAGAUUUAUAACUGGGAGCUAUGACAGGACAUGUAAAAUAUGGGACACGGCGUCAGGUGAGGAGCUGCACACACUGGAGGGCCACAGGAACGUGGUGUACGCCAUCACCUUCAACAACCCCUAUGGGGACAAGAUUGCCACUGGGUCCUUUGAUAAGACCUGCAGACUGUGGAGUGUAGAGACGGGCAAAUGUUUCCACACCUUCCGAGGACACACUGCUGAAAUAGUGUGUUUGGCGUUUAACCCUCAAAGUACCUUGGUGGCCACGGGUAGCAUGGACACUACGGCCAAGCUAUGGGACAUCCAGACUGGAGAGGAGGUGUCUACACUGACAGGCCACUCAGCAGAGAUCAUCUCCUUGUCGUUUAACACAGUGGGUGACCAGCUAGUCACUGGCUCCUUUGACCACACUGUUUCUCUGUGGGAUGUUCCAUCUGGGAGGCGUGUCCACACACUGAUAGGUCACAGAGGGGAGAUCAGCAGUGUUCAGUUUAACUGGGACUGCUCCCUCAUCAUCACGGGCUCCAUGGACAAAAGUUGUAGGGUGUGGGAGGCAGCGAGUGGGAAGUGUAUGGCCACACUAGCAGGCCAUGAAGACGAGGUGCUGGAUGUGUGUUUCGACUACACCGGUCAACUCAUAGCCACCGCCUCGGCUGACGGCACAGCGAGAGUGUACAGCGCUGCCAGCUACCAGUGCAUCUCCAGACUGGAGAGCCAUGAGGGAGAGAUCUCCAAGCUCCCUCUCCCCACUCUUUGUUGUUUCUUUCUUCCUUUCAUUACAAGGGGUCAGAUUUAAUCGUCAGAAGCUGACUUUUUCUUAAAGUUCCAGUGCAACUGUUUUUAUCUCAAUAUCAAAUCAUUUCUGGGUAACAAUUAAGUACCUUACUGUGAUUGGUUUUCAAUUUAAAAAAAGAAAAUUGUUUAAAAAAAUUCUCAAGCUAAAAUUUUGCUAGGACUGACUGGGGGUGGUCUGAGUGGGGAGGGGAAAACUGAAAACUAGCUGUUAUUGACAGAAGUUUAGAACUCUCUUUCUUAUUGGUCUAUUAACUAAUUGGCCGUCUGGUGAUGCCACCAGGCAGGCCAAAACUCCGUCCCACCAAAACAGGCUGAAAUUUCAUGCUGUCUAUUCAAACAGCUCUUACUCUAAAAGGGCAUUAUCAUCAUUUUCACAACUUCACAGUGUUAUUCCAACCUCAUAGUGUGGAAAUAUAUAAACUCAGCAAAAAAAAGAAACGUCUUCUCACUGUCAACCGCGUUUAUUUUCAGCGACCUUAACUUGUGUAAACUUAACUUGUGUAAAUAUUUGUAUGAACAUAACAAGAUUCAACAACUGAGAAAUAAACUGGACAAGGUCCACAGUCAUGUGACUAACAGAAAUGGAAUAAUGUGUCCCUGAACAAAGGGGGGGUCAAAAUCAAAAGUAACACUCAGUAUCUGGUGUGGCCACCAGCUGCAUUAAGUACUGCAGUGCAUCACCUCCUCAUGGACUGCACCAGAUUUGCCAGUUCUUGCUGAUGUUACCCCACUCUUCCUCCAAGGCGCCUGCAAGUUCCCGGACAUUUCUGGGGGGAAUGGCCUAGUCCUCACUCUCCGAUCCAACAGGUCCCAGACAUGCUCAAUGGGAUUGAGAUUCGGGCUCUUCGCUGGCCAUGGCAGAACACUGACAUUCCUGUCUUGCAGGAAAUCACGCACAGAACGAGCAGUAUGGCUGGUGGCAUUGUCAUGUUGGAGGGUCAUGUCAGGAUGAGCCUGCAGGAAGGGUACUAACAUGAGGGAGGAGGAUGUCUUCCCUGUAAUAGACAGCGUUGAGAUUGCCUGCAAUGACAACAAGCUCAGUCCGAUGAUGCUGUGACACACCGCCCCAGACCAUGACGGACCCUCCACCUCCAAAACGAUUCCGCUCCAGAGUACAGGCCUCGGUGUAACGCUCAUUCCUUCAACGAUAAAUGCAAAUCCGACCAUCACCCCUAGUGAGACAAAACUGUGACUCGUCAGUGAAGAGCAUUUUUGCCAGUCCUGUCUGGUCCAGCGACGGUGGGUUUGUGCCCAUAGGCGACGUUGUUGCCGGUGAUGUCUGGUGAGGACCUGCCUUACAACAGGCCUACAAGCCCUCAGUCCAGCCUCUCUCAGCCUAUUGCGGACAGUCUGAGCACUGAUGGAGGGAUUGUGCGUUCCUGGUGUAACUCGGGCAGUUGUUGUUGCCAUCCUGUACCUGUCCCGCAGGUGUGAUGUUCGGAUGUACCGACCCUAUGCAGGUGUUGUUACACUUGGUCUGCCACUGCGAGGACGAUCAGCUGUCCGUCCUGUCUCCCUGUAGCACUGUCUUAGGCGUCUCACAGUACGGACAUUGCAAUUUAUUGCCCUGGUCAAAUCUGCAGUCCUCACCUUGCAGCAUGCCUAAGGCAUGUUCACGCAGAUGAGCAGGGACCCUGGGCAUCUUUCUUUUGGUGUUUUUCAGAGUCAGUUGAAGGCCUCUUUAGUGUCCUAAGUUUUCAUAACUGUGACCUUAAUUGCCUACCGUCUGUAAGCUGUUAGUGUCUUAACGACCGUUUCACAGGUGCUUGUUCAUUAAUUGUUUAUGGUUCAUUGAACAAGCAUGAGCAACAGUGUUUAAACCCUUUACAAUGAAGACCUGUGAAGUUAUUUUGAUUUUUACAAAUUAUCUUUGAAAGACAGGGUCCUGAAAAGGGGACGUUUCAUUUUUUGCUGAGUUCAGAUGUUUUUUACUGCACUGUGUCACGUUCCUGACCUGUUUUCUGUUGUUUUGUAUGUGUUUGACGGUCAGGGCGUGAGUUUGGGUGGGUAGUCUAUGUUAUGUGUUUCUGUGUUGGUUUAAGGGUGACCUGAUAUGGCUCUCAAUUAGAGGCAGGUGGUUUUCAUUUCCUCUGAUUGAGAGACAUAUUAAGGUAGGUGUUUUCACUUUGAUUGUUGUGGGUGGUUGUUUCCUGUGUCAGUGUUUGUUGCACCAUACGGGACUGUAUCGUGAGUUCGUUUUGUUUGUAGUCAGUACUUGUUCGUUCGUUCUUUGUUACGUGUAAGUUCGUAGUCCAGGUCUGUCUACUUCGUUUGUUGUUUUGGUAUUUGUUCAAGAGUUUUCCGUCUUCGUCUGGUUCCUUGUAAUAAAUAAUAUGUAUAACUCCAACGCUGCAUUUUGGUCUAAUCCUUGCUACUCCUCUUCGGAUGAAGAGAAAGAGGAGGCCCGUUACACACUGGGCCAUUAAAUGAAAAUAAUAUCUGUAGAAUGAAUGUCAUAGAACCAAAUAUUGCUAAAAACAUAAAUUAAUUGUUUUGAUGAUUAAAUAUGCAGGAAAGAAUGUAAAAUAGUCAUUGUUAUGGCAUUGAAUCAUCUGAACAGAAUCCAUGUGAGUCUACUCAUGACCAUUCCCUUACUCCAUCUUCUUCUGCCUCAUCCUUCUAUUUCUCUUCACCUUUCCUCUCUUUUCACCACUCUCUUUCCUCGUAUCAUCUUUUCUAAAAAUGUUAUACCUCAGUGCUCUCCUCUGUCUCCAUGCUCCCCCCUUCUCUCUCUCCUCAGUGCCCUCUCGCUCUCCUCUUUGUGCUCGUUCCUUUCUCUCUCGCUCUCUUCUGUAUUCUGUCAGUGUCACCCUCUCCCAGAGUUCUAUUUCCAUUUCCUGUCUGAGGCCUGCUCACCACCCUGCAGCGUGAGGCUUUUAAUAAAAACACACUUUACUUUUAGAGAAUGUAGAGCCAGCAUCAUUUAAUCAUCCCAGCUCCAUGUUCAUUUCUUCACCUCACUGUGUGCUUGUAGAUCUCUCUGAAGUCUGACUAUGUGUUCCUUUGGAACCAUUCCUCCAUAUCAAAUGCCUGGCAGACUUCCAAAUGCCUAACAGACCUCAAUUUACAGUUAAUAGCCUUUUAAGAAUAUAGUGCUGACAAGUUGAAUGUUCCACAUGCUGUGCUCAUUUGGUGGUUCAUAUCUACUCUUGCACACUUCCUCAUCAGUGCACACUCCAUCCAGCCAUUCACUCCAUCACUCCUUUUCACUCUCAUAACACACACACCCGUGUGUCAAUUUCAACCUCCCCUUCGUCACCC
Messenger RNA from Salvelinus fontinalis (brook trout), 4436 nucleotides. RefSeq names its product dynein assembly factor with WDR repeat domains 1 (gene daw1). The coding region runs from base 67 to 1176 and encodes 369 amino acids. The transcript has 12 exons. Gene Ontology annotation, molecular function: U6 snRNA binding; protein binding; U4 snRNA binding. Gene Ontology annotation, cellular component: U4/U6 x U5 tri-snRNP complex. NCBI's taxonomy places the organism in Eukaryota, Metazoa, Chordata, Actinopteri, Salmoniformes, Salmonidae. Gene Ontology annotation, biological process: mRNA splicing, via spliceosome. The record is from RefSeq and is a predicted model, not a curated record.